AUUCUUUUAUUAAGUGAACCAGUGCGAUCGGGUCACUGGUUUUGCGAUAAGUCUUGAGCCUACUAAUUUGAUAAGAUCGAUCGAAUGUGUCUUCAUAAUUCACAACGUCUCGAGAAGAUCGUGCUCAGUGUUUGGUUAUUAAUGAACUACUUAAAAGGACGGUGGCUGUACUCUCCAAUACUAAAUCUGUAGUGUCUGGCUCAAAUCUAGCCAGACCGGUUUGUGCGUGUUUGUGUUCCAUCGCGCUAAUACCCAAACAAUGGACCCGUUUCCUUUGAGGACAUUGAGCCAAUAAUUGUAAAUUCCAGAAUGAAAGACUCCAAAGUAAGUCGACGCAAGUAUGUCGAAUUUGGUCUACUUAUAUCAGGGACGCUCUUAAUAGCCCUUGGAAUAACAAUAAUUGUUUAUUUGGUGCCCAUACACGAGUUUAUCAUUCGGCAGGCUCUCACAUUCAACGACCAUUCAGACUCUUUCAAAGCUUGGCGGGCCAACGACCCGCCACUGAUUAUGGAUCUGUAUCUGUUCAACUGGACGAAUCCAGAGGAAUUAAGGAGUUCGGUGAAGCCCCGGUUUGAAGAAGUAGGCCCUUAUAGGGUUAAGGAGGUGAAAGAGAAGACGAAUUUAACUUGGAACGAGAACAACACCAUCAGCUACAUGGUGAAGAAGUUGUAUUAUUAUGAUGAGGGAUCCAGUCCCCGGCAGCUGGAUGAUUUAGUUACAACAAUCAAUCCAGUUCCUCUGACUGUGGCCUACCAAGCAAGGAACUACAACUAUUUUCCGAAAAGGUUCCUUUCCAUGACAAUGUCAGGCAUUUCCAAUUUGUACGUAACAAGAACGGCUAGACAGAUUCUGUUUGAUGGAUAUAAUGAUGGAAUUCUCAGUGUUCUCAGCCAGUUUCCCGGACUGAAUGUUAAGGACAAGUUUGGACUAUUUUAUGGGAAAAACGAUACCAUAGAUCCGGCAGUGUACAACAUGUACACCAAAACCGACGAGAAGUUCGGCAAACAAUUGACUUGGAACUACAAGAAUUACACGGACUUCUACACGCCCCCUUGUAACGAAAUCAAAGGAUCCGCCACUGAGUUUUACCCGUUGAAUGUGAACAAAACUACGCUCCUCUUCUACUCGUCUGAGCUGUGCAAAUAUGCCGAGCUGCAGUUUGUUGGCGAAGAAACCAUCAAAGGAGUUCAAGGAUAUCGGUUUUCUGGCGACCAUAUUUUCGACAAUGGUGAUUUGUAUCCAAAAAACCGCUGCUUUUGCCGAGAAACCUGCGUUCCAUCCGGGGUUCUGGAUGUGUCCAAGUGCAGGCAAAACUCCCCAUCCUACGUGUCGCUUCCACAUUUUUUUGCCGCCGAUCCGUACUAUCGAGAGCUGAUCGACGGCAUGCAACCUGAUAGGAAAAAGCACGAGUUUUACAUUGUAAUUGAACCGAAAUCUGGAAUUAUCAUGGACAUUGGCGCCAACAUGCAGCUGAAUAUGCUGCUGGAGCCCAUACGUGGAUUUGCGUUGUAUCAGGACGUUCCCAAAGUUUUCAUCCCGAUGUUUUACUUCGCCCAGCACAUCGAGCUGAAGGACGACCUGGCGGCCAAUUUGCGGCUGAUUCAGCGCUUUCCAGAGUUCCUCACUUACGCAUCCAUUAGCUUCAUGGCUUUGGGCAUUGUGGUCAUUGUUGGAACCGUGUGUUCGAUGCUCAAAGUCUGCUCGUCGACAGAGGGCAGCAUUAAGAAAAUCACGGAAAAAUUCUACGAAGAAAUUCCUUUCCAAGAAAAAAAUACAGUCACUUGAUUCAGGAA
Messenger RNA from Dendroctonus ponderosae (mountain pine beetle), 1793 nucleotides. RefSeq names its product protein peste. Gene Ontology annotation, molecular function: scavenger receptor activity. The record is from RefSeq and is a predicted model, not a curated record. The transcript is spliced from 9 exons. Bases 310 to 1785 code for a protein of 491 amino acids. Gene Ontology annotation, cellular component: membrane; cytoplasm. Lineage: Eukaryota; Metazoa; Arthropoda; Insecta; Coleoptera; Curculionidae.